AUGGCAUUUUCGGUUCCUCAACUCACCAAAGACAACUACAAAAAUUGGUGCACCAAAAUGAAGGCACUUCUUGGCUCGCAAGAUGCAUGGGAGAUGGUUGAAAAAGGCUAUGUGGAGCCUGAAGAUGAAGCGACUUUGAUGGAGAAUCAAAGGCAAUCGCUAAGGGAGUCAAGGAAGAAGGACAAGAAGGCUCUUUUCUUGACUUAUCAAGGGUUAGAUGAAGCCACCUUUGAGAUUGUUGGAGCUGCUACAACAUCAAGACAAGCUUGGGAAUUUCUUCAAAAAGCAUACAAGGGUAUUGAUAAGGUAAAGAAGAUUCGUCUUCAAAGCCUUAGAAGUGAUUUUGAGACUUUACAAAUGAAAGAUUCAGAAUCUAUUGUUGAUUAUUUUACAAGAGUUAUAGUGAUUGUUAAUCAAUUAAGGAGGAAUGGUAAAACUCUAACUAAUGUUCGAGUGGUGGAAAAGGUGUUGCGGUCUUUGGACCCGAAAUUUGUUUUUGUUGUUGCAGCCAUAAAAGAAUCCAAAGAUUUGGAGGAAGCGACAAUUGAAGAAAUUAUGGGCUCUUUGCAAGUUUAUAAAAAAAAGCUUAACAGAAGAAAGGAAGAAAAGCCAUUGGAGCAAGUUCUACAAACGAAGCUUACUACAAAAGAAGAUUAUGGGAGAACUCAAGAAAGAGCCUGA
Phoenix dactylifera (date palm) is the source of this 681-nucleotide messenger RNA. RefSeq lists its product as uncharacterized. NCBI's taxonomy places the organism in Eukaryota, Viridiplantae, Streptophyta, Magnoliopsida, Arecales, Arecaceae. The record is from RefSeq and is a predicted model, not a curated record.